This is a messenger RNA of Anguilla rostrata (American eel), 3693 nucleotides long. RefSeq names its product regulator of G-protein signaling 5-like. Lineage: Eukaryota; Metazoa; Chordata; Actinopteri; Anguilliformes; Anguillidae. The record is from RefSeq and is a predicted model, not a curated record. The transcript has 5 exons. The coding region runs from base 2273 to 2956 and encodes 227 amino acids.
AAGCCUAUGCAUAUAAUAGCCUAGCUUAAGAACCACCACACAACUCAGUCAUGUUGAUCGUUUGUUUUCGUGAACGGCCGAAUGGUGCUUCGCUUUAAAUGUUGCUGCCGCAAGGAAUUGUGGGACGGCAUUAUCUUCUUUCCUUUUAUAAAGGAUGGUCCAGUGUACCCUAUGCUAAAGGAGAUAAGAAAGGAAGCAUUGAAGCACCUUUCCUUAGCAUUUAGAGAAUUCGACCAGCUCUUAUCAUGGCUGCCACUUAGAUAUUUCCGGGUCAUUUCAUUCAGUUAGGAACCUUCCUAAGCAAAAAAACUAUUCGGACACAGCUUGAAUUUCUGACUGAACCCAAGAAAGAUUCAACAGAGGAGUGACUUGCUUAGGCAAGUAUAUACAAUUUAUGGUGUUAUCAAGCACACAGAUAAGGCAGAUAAACCCAGCAUUUAACGAAAUGUCAGCUAGUGUCUGUUUCUUGGCUUUAUACAUGUUCACCUUUAAGUAAGUAAAGUUUUAUUUUUGAGAUUAAAUGAUUAAUUAGUUGUACAAAUAAUUAUUGUUAAAAUAACACUGCAGGUGGGCUCUAAAGAAAGACAGUUCAGAAGCUUUGUGACCGCUGAAUCAGAGCCAUUGCCACCAGCCUACUGAUGCCCUAUGAUUUAUGACAGCAGGGGACCCAUUACCACAGUCUCAGGCAGACAGACACGCAUGCAUCAGUGCUACUUCCACCGAUGACAUUUUCGAGGUCAGCUGGUGGCUUAUUUAUCUGAGGAAGAUGGCAUUAAAAAAUCAGCUACUUCCUCCCCCUUUGUGCUCUUUUGCUGGUAAGUAGUACACAGGAGGGUAGCUGCAGUAUGGGAAUAACAUCAUUACCUGAAUACAGCUCAAGGACAGCUAUUACAGCCCUCCAUUCUGGCUCUCCUCAUAAAGAUGUCGUGUUAAAUCUUGCAGGGUGCUGGGGCAUAUGUGGAUUGACAUCAUGAUUAUUAAAAGGUGAGCUUGUAGCUGGUCUCCCCCAGGCUCUUCGGGGGAUUCUCCUCUUCUGUUAACCAAUGAUGCAUCACAUGUUCCUGGACAUGUUCAUGUACACAUCUGCUGAAGUCUUUAAUUAUUUGGUAAUUUUUUCUUCGAUAUGUAAAAUGUCCAUGUAAACUAACAUGAAAGUGCUGAGUGAGGUGAAUAAUUAACAAGAUCAGUAUAUCCACAUUUUUUACAGUUAUCACCAUUUCUAGGUGAUGGAAUGGAAACUAUUUGCCUACUUGUUAUUUUAAGAUAAAGACAUGAAUACUUGCAGAUGGGUAUGGGAUCACUGCUUUUCUACUUCAUUAAGCUAAACCUUUCUGCACAAUUUCUGUUAAAUUGUUAAAUGGUUGCCAUAAGGUUGUACAACUGUUGUCACAAUUUUUAUAAACAUUUUUUAUAAACAAUGAAAAUACCAUACUAUUACAAAAAUGCAUUUCACAUGGUAAGCAAACACCACUAACUUAGGCACAGUUGCAAUAAUAAAAGCUGCAAGCCUGAAGACCUGUACACAAAAGGGAGGGAAGGGUUUGUUUGUCAGACUUUUUGUUUGUUUGUUUAAAUAGAAAUAUUGAUGUAGUCUGAAAAGUUUUUAGGCAUUGCAGGAGAUAGCCAAUGAGUCUUCCGGACUGAUUAAGGUGUGAAUACGUGUGGCAUUGUUCUUUUUGUAAAGCUAUUGCUUAUUAAUCAAAAUCUUAACCCUAACCCUAACUUCUUUGCUCAUUUUUAUCAAGGGUUUAAAUCAUUUGGGAGGUCAUCGGAAGUUUUAGUAUUGUGAUAUGCACUCACACGCACACACACACUCCAAAUCCAGAUAAAUAUAACACACAUCCAGUUAUAUAAGACCAACAUCUAUCCAUUUCCAGAGGAAGGAGCAGAACAGGAUCUGAAAAGGCUAGUCAUUGUGUGGUCACUUUCUUUUGCCUGUAGACUAGUCUCUCCUCUUGUCGAUUUAUAUUACUAAGUCACUGAUCAUUAGAACAUUGAACAGGAGAACAGCACCCAGUGUCAGCUGAUCAGAAAUAUCUAGCAGUACCUCUCUUUUUUCCCUCACACCAUCAUUCCUAAUCAUUCAUAAAAUAGUUUCUUUCUGUUCUGGAAUAACACGUUUUUUGAAAUGCAAAAAAAACCCCCAGCAAAAAUAGGAAAAUAAUUUGAUGAAAGGGACACUGAAAUGGCAUAGAUAAAUAUAAUCAAGCUUUAUCAUCACUGUCAGCAAGUUCCUACUCUGUUCCAACCGUGUCAUUGGCUGACUGAGCUGAUGACGGCUUGCUGGCAGCCAAAUAUAAACUCCCUGUUCUUCAGUUUGAGAGACACUGUUGAUAACACUCCACCAGCUUCAAGGAAAUACAUCCUUUUUUCUCUGCCAACAGUAAUGUGCAAAAGAAUUGCAUCCCUACCAUCCACGUGCCUGGAGAGGGCAAAGGGAAUAAAGGCAUGCUUAUGUAGAUUUCUCCAGAAGCCAGAUCGGAGCGCUCUGGGCCACUCAAUCAAAACUAAAAAACAAAGGUCAACCAACGAGGAAUCCCUCACGUGCAGGAUUUCUUUUGAAAAACUUUUGUCAAAUAAUUGUGGACUGUCUGCCUUUAGAGCUUUCCUGAUGGCUGAGUUCAGUGAGGAAAACCUUGCUUUUUACCUAGCCUGUGAGGAAUACAGAAUAAUCAAGUCCUCUGCCACACUGUCAGCCGAGGCAAAGAGCAUCUAUGAUGAAUUCAUAGUGGAUGGUGCACCACAAGAGGUCAAUAUUGAUCAUGAGACGAGAUGUGUCACAAAAUGCAACUUAGAACGGCCUACCCUGACCUGCUUCGACUUAGCUCAGCACCAAAUAUACACCCUUAUGGAGAAAGACUGCUACCCACGCUUUCUGAGGUCCGCAGCGUACCAAGACCUCCUUAAAACCCAAAGCAACUGGCAGCAGUGGCAUGCUACGAAGACAAGCUCUUGAAGAUGCUAAGGCAUGUGUCAGACCAGGAAAAAUGCAUCUCCUUAAGAGAGAUGCCCAGGCAUGACAGGGCCACUCACCGAGGAUGUGAGACACUGGCCCUGCCACGAGAGGCUCAGUGCAAUGAUCUCAGGUGCCUGUUUAUAACGGCGUCAGACACCAAAUACCAAAGAGUUCUGUAACACUGAGGCUGUGCUCUGCACCAGCGAUGUGGUGACAUCUUGUUGAGAACAGAGCAUGAGAAAGGAGAAAGGCUAAAAAGUAUACUUGUCACUACGAGUGACCAUUUAGGAGGCAUUCUGUGAAUAUUUGAUGGGUGGAAAUCGGAGGAGAGUAGACCUGGAGAACCACUCACAUUUAUGAAAUAUAAAUGUUAUUAUUUCCAUGUCAGUUAUGAAAAUAUGGACACAGCAUUAUGCAAGUAUUUAACAUUACUAGACAGGGGUACUGUUUAUUUACCACAUUUUUAAACAAAAGUGAAUGAAAUGCAAUUUUUUUUCUAAAAGGGAUAAAUCUAAUAACUAAUCUUUUGAACCAUCUAACAUUAACAAUGUGUAUUACUUAGAACUUGAAUGCAUGUAAGAAGACUAAAAAUAAGUCCAGUGCUCCAACAAAAGUAGCAUCUGGUGCAGUGCAGUCCAAGCUUUCAACUUUACAAUCCCAGUUUUAAUUUUGUUACUGUGAUUGCAUAAUGGAACGUUUCCGACUAGACAUAAUAAAGCACUAAUGGUUUGACAGAA